Messenger RNA from Gaeumannomyces tritici R3-111a-1, 402 nucleotides. RefSeq lists its product as hypothetical. NCBI's taxonomy places the organism in Eukaryota, Fungi, Ascomycota, Sordariomycetes, Magnaporthales, Magnaporthaceae. The transcript is spliced from 2 exons. The record is from RefSeq and is a predicted model, not a curated record. Bases 80 to 301 code for a protein of 73 amino acids.
CCCCGAUAUGAGACACUGCUACGUAGGCACCCAACAUACAAUAUAGGGGAGUAGGUAUGUUGUGUGGCUAUCAUGGAACAUGCAGUCAACCAGAAUUAUGCACAGUCUACUUGUAGUUUUUCAGCCAACGUUGCUGAUGCUUGAUCCCUCCACCUAUGUAGAAGGUCCCUCAAAGCUCAACGGUGAGCCGGUGUCGACUAGGGUGACCUCCAUGCACGCAUGCGUGCGCCAACCAGGGACCCGGAUCGGCCUGCAGAUCUCAGCGGCAUCGUCCCAACCUAUUGCGAGCAGACUGGGCUAGGCCGGCUGCCACAUCAAAAAGCCCUAUCUCCGCUCCCGGCCGGCGAGGGCGGAACAAGAAAAGAAAGGAAAAGAAUAGAAAAGAAAAGAAAAGAAAAGAAA